UGGAGAAUAUGGCUGCUAUAAUAUGUCAUCUACUUUGAUUAUUUUUCGCUUCAUUAGCAGCCUCUAUUUGUCAAAACUCUAACAAGAAUAUGCUUCAUUGAAUAUAAAUAUAUGAUUUGGAGAAGUUGGGUAUGACAGAAUUUGUUCAGUCUCUGUUACUGACAUUUUGAUUUUCUGCAGAAGCCAUGAAAGGUUGUGCGAAGCUUUUGGGCUUUAGAACACUAUCAGAGUAUAUUUUUUCUGUCCUGUCUCUGAUUUUCUACUUUUCGUCCCAAGGAGAAUCCUCCACUUUCAAUGAAAAGUUUGGUAUCUCAUGGGGAGAUGAUCACAUUAGGUUGUUAAAUAAUGGGCACACAGCCCAGCUCAGUCUGAACCAUUCUUCAGGUUCUGGUUUUGCAUCCAUAGAUAAGUACUUGUUUGGGAGUUUCAAGAUGAGAAUUAAACUGAUACCUGGGAAUUCAGCAGGAACAGUCACUGCAUAUUAUAUGUCAUCAGACACAUCAUCCCAUGAUGAAAUAGACUUUGAAUUCCUGGGAAACUUGGCAGGAAAGGGUUACCAUGUACAAACCAAUGUUUUUGCAAGUGGGGUUGGAAACUGAGAGCAAAGGAUAAAACUCUGGUUUGACCCAUCUGCAGUUUUCCAUAACUACUCAAUUCUUUGGAACCAAAAGCAAAUAGUAUUCUCUGUGGAUUCAAUACCCAUUCGGGUGUUCAUGAACAAUGAAAGAAUUGGGGUUCCAUAUCUGAAGAAUCAACCCAUGAAAGUCAUCUCCACCCUUUGGAAUGGAGAAGACUGGGCCACAGAUGGAGGAAAGGUGAAAAUAGAUUGGAGUAAAGCUCCUUUCAUUGCAAAUUAUCAGGGCUUUGAAGUGGAUGGGUGUGUGGCAUCUGCUUCAUCCAAGUCCUGUACAGGGCACUGGUGGGAUCAAUCUUUAUUUCAGGGUCUCAAUCGAAACCAGUUGAGAAAACUUCGAUGGGUUCAGCGAAAGUACAUGUUCUAUGAUUACUGCAAGGAUAAGUCAGGGAGGUUUUCCAGAGUUCCACCUGAAUGUGCAUUAAAUCCCUGAAAACCAUUGUUUCACAAUGUCUCUACAGUGGGGAUAUUGUACUGAUUCAUUCCAUGCUGUUGUAUAAUUAAAAUACUCCGCCUGUCUGAUCCUUCAACGAUCGAGUGAUGAAAAAUACGAUUUUAUUUGGAAAAAAACAAAUUUGAUUAUAUUUAUUGUAAAAUUUCAAGCUCCUUAAUGAAAAUUUUCAUCAAUUUUUUCUU
Molecule: messenger RNA, 1270 nt
Organism: Cryptomeria japonica (Japanese cedar)
Lineage: Eukaryota; Viridiplantae; Streptophyta; Pinopsida; Cupressales; Cupressaceae
Product: xyloglucan endotransglucosylase protein 8-like
Exons: 4
Coding region: 186-599 (137 amino acids)
Biological process (GO): carbohydrate metabolic process
Molecular function (GO): hydrolase activity, hydrolyzing O-glycosyl compounds
Source: RefSeq, a predicted model, not a curated record